Molecule: messenger RNA, 1985 nt
Organism: Eublepharis macularius
Lineage: Eukaryota; Metazoa; Chordata; Lepidosauria; Squamata; Eublepharidae
Product: glucose-6-phosphatase catalytic subunit 1-like
Exons: 5
Coding region: 76-1134 (352 amino acids)
Biological process (GO): glucose 6-phosphate metabolic process; gluconeogenesis
Cellular component (GO): membrane
Molecular function (GO): glucose-6-phosphatase activity
Source: RefSeq, a predicted model, not a curated record
AUCAGGGGUUUCAGACGUGAUAAAGGGAAGGAAGAGCCCCAGUGGAAGAAGCUGAUCCCACCCUCAACGGCAACCAUGGACUUUUUGCAUAGCAUGGGGGUCCAGACCACCUGCUAUCUCCAAGAGAACCUCAUAGACUUCCAGGACUGGUUCCUCUUCAUCUCUGCUGUUGCCGACCUCAGAACUACUUUCUUUGUCUUCUUCCCUAUCUGGUUCCACCUGAAGGAGGCUGUGGGGAUCCGGCUAAUCUGGGUGGCUGUGAUUGGUGAUUGGCUCAACCUGGUUUUCAAGUGGAUCCUUUUUGGACAGAGACCCUACUGGUGGGUACAUGAGACGGAUUUCUAUGGCAGCACACCACCCCCUGUGAUCCAGCAGUUUCCCAUAACCUGUGAGACUGGCCCAGGCAGCCCUUCUGGUCAUGCCAUGGGGUCCUCCGGGGUCUACUAUAUCCUGGUGACGGAACUGCUAGCCCAGCUAUCACCACUGCAGCAAAACACCUUAACUGCCAGGUGCCUGCAUGGUCUCCUCUGGGCAGGAUUCUGGGCUGUACAGUUGUGUGUCUGCUUAUCCCGAGUCUUCCUUGCUGCCCACUUUCCACACCAGGUGAUCUCUGGGGUUGUUUCAGGGAUGGUGGUGGCAGAGGUUUUUGUGCACGUCCGCUCCAUUUACAAUGCCAGCCUGUGGCGGUAUGUGGGCACCACCCUCUUCCUCUUCAGCUUUGCCCUGGGUUUCUACCUGCUGCUCAAGAUGUUGGGUGUGGACCUCCUGUGGACCUUAGAGAAGGCCAACAAAUGGUGUGAACGACCGGAGUGGAUCCAUAUCGACACCACCCCAUUUGCCAGCUUGCUUCGCAACUUGGGCAUCCUCUUUGGUCUGGGGGUUGGUCUCAACUCCUCCAUGUAUGCAGAAAGCUGUAAAGGGAAGCAAGGCCAACGGUGGGCCUUCCGCCUCAGCUGCAUCUUUAUCUCCCUGUUUAUCCUGCACCUCUUUGAUUCCUUUGAACUGCCCACCAACAGGGAGCUUCUCUUCUAUGUUCUCUCCUUCUGCAAGAGUGCGUGUGCUCACAUCUGUGCUGUGGCAGUCAUCCCCUACUGCGUUUCCCGGCUCCUCUGGCAGACAAAGAAAGCCUUGUAGGGAACAGAAGGUUUGGAGUCGAGCAGCCUGGACCAAGUUCUCCUCCAUCCAAGUUGUUCAGGGACCCAUAUCAAUUCCACUUAAAAGUUAACCAUCAAGGGUCACAGAUGCCUUCACGGAAGAUGGCAAAAGGCUCCCCCACCCCCACCCCGUACACUUAUUGACAUGAUCUGCUACAGAUUAGGAACAUUAGUUUUCAGUCACAGGAUUGUUGUGAAGAGAAAAUGGGGAGCAGGAACUCUACAUACAUUGCCCUCACCUCCUUGGAGGAAAGAUGGGAUAAAAAUGAACUUAGGUAGGCAGCUAGAAAAAUUGUUAAUACAGAAAUGAAAGAGCAGUGAAGAUGGGUCAGGAGACGCGGAGGGUGACUUGCAACUGGAUAGGCAUCAAGGGGAAAGGCAGGAGAGUCUAAACAAGAAUAAUAGAGGGCUAAAGAAUUCAGUGAGUGUUAAAGGGCUCUGGGUGCAUUUACAGGGCAUCUUGCACAUCUGAUUGUGGCCUAUGGCUGGUGAUGGGACUUUCAGCCCUCAGCCCACAUUUGUGUUCCUUCACAGUGGCCUUCUCCCAAGUUGACCUGCACAAAGUCCCUGGCUCUGUUUGAGUGCUGGCAAACCUGUUUGCCUCUGUCCCUGUGCCACACACCAAUUUUUGUCUUUCUGGAAUGGAAGCAAGCAGUGGUGGUCCCACAGGGAUGCUAUCAACUUAUUCCUAAGUGAUCUGGAGUAUGGAUUGAGUAUGUGGAUGAUGCUAAAUUAUUCAGGAUGUCUCCAAAUGGAGUGAUUGGUGUUCAGUGUUAAGAACUGUGAAGUGGUGUGCAUUGGGCCGUAAAAUAAAAUCCUAGCUUCACAAGA